Carassius auratus (goldfish) is the source of this 3847-nucleotide messenger RNA. RefSeq names its product unconventional myosin-XV. Gene Ontology annotation, cellular component: cytoskeleton. The transcript has 29 exons. The record is from RefSeq and is a predicted model, not a curated record. Lineage: Eukaryota; Metazoa; Chordata; Actinopteri; Cypriniformes; Cyprinidae. Gene Ontology annotation, molecular function: protein binding. The coding region runs from base 1 to 3417 and encodes 1138 amino acids.
AUGAGUCCAUUCAACAUAAAAAGCAGCAGCAGGAAGAGAUGCCGGAAACGCGAGAGAGAGUCAAAGAGACAGUCACCACGUCAGCGGCGGCGCUCUCCUCCACGUGCACGUUCACCUUCACGCUCACCCUCACCCAAACCCCGAAGCCGGCCCCAGGAGAAAAAAAACGUUCCUCAGGCCCCCAAAAAAGCCCCAGAGACCCUCCCAAAGCCCCGCAACCCAGAGCCCGAGGCAGAGGUGGAUCUCAGGGCCCCAGAAGAUCAAGGGUCCUUUCAGGAUAAGAGGAAUUUUUUUCAAAAGAUCGGAACAUCAGAAGUACGCCCGAAGUCAGCGCCAAAGGUUGCUAAACCACUGAUAUACGCCUCUCCGCCGGAGGUGACCCAACCCAAAUCACCUCCACCAGUAAAGACUGAAGUGAAACCACUCCCAGAACCUCCUAACAUCCGAACACCUGAACCAGAAUCUCCAGAGCCCACAUCUCCUAAACCAGAACCUACUAGUAACAUUAGAGAGAUCAUCAAGCGGUACCAGAGCCGGCCCUCUCCAGAGCCUAAAGCCUUCCAGCCUGUCAGGGUUCCGGCCAAGCAUUUUGUAAAGAAAAAUGACCCCAAAGAAGAGGCACUGGCCAUUCUCAAAUCUCAGGGACCUGUCUCUAACCAGAAGAAACAGUGGGAACAGAAGCCUCCUUCACCCCCUCAGCUGCCUGAGUCCCAAGGCCCUCGUGAAAUCUCUAAUGAUAUGAGGCAGAAGCAGCGUUCACUAGCUGAUCUCUUCGGCUCACAGCGUACACAUGCUUUGCCUCGAGCUCGUGAGCCCAUCCCUCCUCCACCUCCCAACAUCCCCGACCCACCAGCAAUGCCUCCUCCUGUUCCUAAUCAGUUCAACAAGAUGGUUGAGGAGGAGAGUGUUCGCUCCCAGUUGCACAGAUUCUCUGCCAGCGUUCACUUUUCUUACCCCAGUAUGCCUGGCAAACUAUUCCUGCGCAAGGAGCUGUUUUAUCCCAGGGAAAAAUUCAACCACCCAUACAUUCUUAAUUUACUCUGUGAGCAGAUCAUGCGAGACACUUACUCGGAUUCUUGUCUGAGGAUUACACGCGAGGAAAGGCGUAAAAUGAAAGAUCUUUUGGCAAGCUUCCAUAUCGGAACCAGUAUCAAUUCACUAGAUGACACCCUGAAGAAAAGAAUUGUCAUGGCAGCAAGAGACAACUGGUCUAAUUACUUUGCACGUCUUUUUAAUGUGAAGGUGGGGAAUGGAGGAGAUGCUCAGAUCCUGGGAGUGUCACACAGAGGAAUCAGACUGCUGAAAGUGGCCAAAGCUUCAGGCAUAAACCCUAAACACCUCAGACUCCUGCACAGCUACAGUUUUUCACAGGUGUUGUCAGUACAGCAGCAAGGGGCUGAAAAAGUCGUGAUCUCUUUGAGUAGUGAAGAGCUAGAGCUUCAGUCUCGACAGGCACCACAGAUCGCUGCUGUGAUUCAUCUCUUCCUCAUGGAGCUGAUUACGAACUCAGACUAUGUGAUUGCUGUGAAAAGCUAUGUGACAGAUGACAAGAGCUUGCUGAACUUUCACAGAGGUGAUGUCAUCAAAAUCCUCAACAUGGACGGCCUCAAGGACGGAUGGAUGUUUGGUUCCAACGGGGGCCGUUCUGGACUCUUCCCAGUGGAUGUCACUCAGCCUUGUGCCCCCCCAGACUACCACAGCAGCAACAUGGAGCGGCAGCUUGAACGGAAAAAGAGUAUGAGACUCACUGGCUCCUCCACCAGUGUACCAGCCAAUAUUCCUGUCACCAACACGCCUGUCAAUGGCCCUGUGACCAUCAUACCUGCUAAUAGCGUUGUGUCCAACCCCCCUGUUGCCCGCUCAGUGGCUAGCAGUGUAUACAGUGCUGACGUGAGAUCUGAAUCAGAUCAUCAGCUGUAUAUCAUGACUGAAUUUGCCAGGAAGUUCUUCACAGUUGCUUCCAGCAGACAAAACAAAGACAAAAGUCCUAAUGAGAUGGUGGAACACACUCCAAAUCCUAUUCAGGAAUCAUUGAUCCUUUUCUCAGACACUGAUCUCAAUCGUCUUGGGACUCAAAACUUCAUGGUUUUGAUGCAGUUUAUGAUGGAUCAGCCUAUGAAGAAAAAUCAGACAGAGAGUGACUGUGUUAACUCCAUUUUGCAGUUGGGAAAAGAGAAGGAGUUCCUCAGAGAUGAGAUCUACUGUCAGGUCAUCAAGCAGACCACAAAAAACCCAGUGAAGGAGAGCUGUACCCGUGGCUGGCGUUUGUUCAAUCUGGUGACCGGAUUCUUCCCAUGUUCCAACACUCUCCUGCCAUAUUGCACCCUCCACCUGGAGACCAUCGUUCAGGAUGCCAACCACCCUUUUCAAGAACUGGCAAGUGUGUGUUUGAAGAAUCUAAGACGAUCACUCCGUUUCGGAGGACGCAGACAUAUCCCUUCACAUUCAGAGAUGGAGGCCAUUUUGGCUGGGAGGAACUCCCGGCGGUUGCCCAUAAAAAUGCCUGGUGGAAUCGAAUUUACCUGCAAGAUUCGCAGCUUUAGUGUCGCAUUUGAGGUGCUACAAGACUUUUGUGCUGAGAUGGGUGUCAUAAAUUCAGUAGAAGUGAAGGAGUUCUCCAUCCAUGCCACUAAGAAGGGGGGUGAUGUGAAUCGACCAAUUCACGCCGAUGAGUAUCUUUUUGACUUCCUGCUGGAUGAUGGCUCCAUCUCCCUCUCCUUUCAUCGAAUAAUCUGGAAACAGCCCAUGCAGUUCAGCAAUGAUCUUUAUCUGGAGUUCCACUACCAGCUGCUUCUGGCUAACUAUCUGGGAGGGAAGCUGUUGCUGCCCACGAACAGUGCUACAGUCUACCAGCAGGUGGCAGAGUUGACCGCUCUUCAACACCUUGCACUUGGGCUGACUGAUCUACCCUCCAAUGCUGAGGUAAAGCAAUACCUGCCCCGCAUGGAUCAGCUCAACUCCAAUGAUGAAAGACUUCUUGCUACUAUACGGGCACAGUUUUCUACUUUAGGCCCCCUCAGCCAUCUUGAUGCAAAAGCUCGCUUUAUCAAAAGUGUCAGUAUGCUGCCUUCCUUUGGAUUCGAUGUCUUCACCGCUCAGAAAGUAAGUCAUCGCAGCUGCCCCUCUCCCUCCCUGAUCGCAGUCAACCAUGAAUUUAUCAAAAUCCUUGAUCCCAAAUCACAGAACGUGUGUUUGACGAUGUCUAUGGAGGAUGUGCAGUCCUUGCGCUCAAUCCGUCCCAAAAAAGACAAGCUGCCAUCCGUUGAGAUCAGUUUUAGUGGCCAGACUCAACCAAGGACUAUCAGCUUCAGUCUAAAGCAGGCGAAAGAGCUGUGCCACACCAUUGCAGUGAUUAUGGAAGAAGUGGUGAAACCCUCCUACGGUAGUUUGUCCAGUCGCUCCGCAACGCCACAUUAAACAACCAACAUAUGCAAACUUCCCCUAAUAUCCCAUGACUUACUCUAAAGUUCAAAUAUGUCUCCUGCCAGUCGUUUUAUUUAAAAAAGAUGUACAAAUGUUUGUGUAAAAUCAAGGUUAAUGCUUACAAAGUGUUUAAUUCAAUAUGCAGUAGACAUGGUUUUUCAGGGGUGUAAAGAUACUGCAAGAAAGAUGUAUACAGUACAAUUUUCUAUAAAAAUAUCAUGACAUUUUGAACUGUUUGGAAUGAAUUUUUUGUUUAAUUUAGCAUCAUGAUUAUAUUAUACCAACAAAUGGGAAUGAUUUGUGAUUAUAUUUAUUAUAAGGUUAACCUAUAUUGUGUAUAUGUGUUACAAUUAUGUUUAAUUAUCUGCCUCUGAAUAAAAGAAAACUAAUAAGUGAGUACAGAUGUUAAACUAUUAAAGUGUAA